AUGACGACGUCCUCGACCGCUUCCGCUCUCAUUCUCGCCAUCAUCCUUCUGCUUGUCGCCCCCUUGUCACCUGGGAACUGCGCAUCGACUGGAGAAGGUAACACUCUCUUCUUCUCUUUCGGUGGGUCGGGGAAAAAUCGGAGCUUCGCCACGGAGUUUGCCCUCUAUGGCGAUGCUGAGAUGAAUAGCUUGGAGGUGAGGGUGACGCGUGCGGCAAACGAGAGCUCCGGGCUUAUGAUUUACUGGAAACCAGUCAGAUUCUUUGGCACCAAGCCCGGGUUCUCUUCUUCCUUCUCGUUCUCUGUUUCGCCCGGCAAUGGCGGAGGCCUAGCUUUCUUUUUUAUCUCCGUGAAGUUCAUGACGACAGCAAGCCUCGUCGAAGUCGAUGUUGGCGGAGAACUUUUGACAAAAAGCAGUAAUCUUUCCGACGAUGGUUUGCUUCUCAUCCUCAGCAGAGGAGAAAAAUUGCAUUCUUGGAUUGAUUACGAUGGAGAAUCGAAGAGAAUAGAGGUCAGGCUUUGCCAGGACAAGGAUCCGAAGGAAGCAUCCCCUUCAAUCUCUCACUCUAUCGAUUUGUCUUACAUGUUGUGGAGGGAGGCGUCCUGGGUUAUUUAUGGGGACACUGACUCUGUUAUGGUACAAUUCGGUGUGCCUUCUGUAGAGGAAGCAAUGGAGUUAGGAAGAGAAGCAUCAGAAUAUAUUACAGGAACUUUCAUAAAGCUAGAUAUCCUAGCUGACAUUGUAAACUAA
Zingiber officinale is the source of this 750-nucleotide messenger RNA. RefSeq lists its product as uncharacterized. The transcript has 4 exons. NCBI's taxonomy places the organism in Eukaryota, Viridiplantae, Streptophyta, Magnoliopsida, Zingiberales, Zingiberaceae. The coding region runs from base 1 to 750 and encodes 249 amino acids. The record is from RefSeq and is a predicted model, not a curated record. Gene Ontology annotation, molecular function: carbohydrate binding; DNA binding; nucleotide binding.